CACACACACACACACACACACACACACACACACACACACACACACAAAGAGAAAACGGUGUAAGGUUGCGUGAUCAUGUGCGCGGAGGCUCCACGAUGAGCGGCGGCCGUGCGUAACGCCGCCUCUCCAUGGAGGACAAGCCGCUGUUCGGAACCAAGCCUUUCCAGUGAAACGAGAUGAAUCUAGAUCACGACGGGAUCUCCUUCCCGGUACCGAGCUUUGGUCCGGGCYGAGAGGCAGCCGCUGCCAGCGGGGAACAUUCCAGCAGCACUGGGAUUCCUGCAGCCGGGACUUUCUGGCACGACCCGCAGUUUGUUCCUGGCAGCGGGGGGCUCAGUCCGACCCCCGAGGACGGCCAGUUGGAGGGCGGGGGGUUGCUCUCCACCUGUAAGUCCGGUAAAAACAGGCCGGUGACGGUGGCGUAUGUGGUGAACGGCGAGGCGAGCCCGCAGAACAACGCAGAGAGCAUGGCCCUGCAGUGCCUCAAGGACGCCUGCGAGCGCGUGGGCAGCAAACUGGACACUGUCAACUUUGGCAAACUGGACUUUGGGGAGACCACUGUUCUGGACCGCUUUUACAACGCAGGAGAUCAUUUGCCAGAAGAACACUACCAGUUCUGCUAACUACACCUUCAUCCCAUACAUGGUGACCCCCCACAACAAGGUGUACAGCUGUGAGGGCAGCCUGAUGAAGGGUCUGACCGAGCUGAUGCAGCCGAGCUUCGAGAUGCUGCUAGGGCCCAUAUGCAUGCCGCUGCUGGACCGCUUCYUUCAGCUGCUCAAAGUGUCACAGGCCAACUCCCACCAGUAUUUCCGUGAGACGAUUCUGAAUGAGAUCCGUAAAGCUCGGGAGCUUUACACCGGCAUGGAGCUAGCGGUUGAACUGAGCCGGAUUCAGCAGCGGUUGGACAAUGUAGAGUGCCUUUCAGUGGACGUCGUCAUCAACCUGCUGCUGACGUACAGAGACAUCCAGGAUUACGAGUCCAUCGUCAAGCUGGUUGAAACUUUGAAGCAGCUUCCAACCUUUGACCCCAUGGCUCACCCACAUGUCAAAUUCCACUACGCCUUUGCACUGAACCGGCGGAACCUGCCAGGUGACCGACAGAAAGCCCUGGACAUUAUGCUGCCCCUGGUGGAGGGGGACGAGCAGGUGGCCUCAGACAUCUACUGCCUAGUUGGACGGAUCUAUAAAGACAUGUUCCUGGAGUCUCACUUCACCGACACCCAGAGCAGAGACCGAGGCACAACAUGGUUUAAAAAGGGAUUUGAGUCAGAGCCAACACUACACUCUGGUAUAAACUAUGCUGUUCUCCUGCUGGCAGCUGGACACCAGUUUGACACAUCAUUUGAGCUUCGUAAAGUGGGAGUGAAGUUGAGCAGCCUGCUGGGUAAAAAAGGCAGCCUGGACAAGCUGCAGAGUUACUGGGAUGUGGGCUUCUUCCUGGGUGCCAGCAUUCUGGCCUGUGAUAACAGCAGGGUCAUCCAGGCUUCUGAGAAGCUCUUCAAGCUCAAAGCCCCCAUCUGAACAAAGGGCUUCACGAGUGGAACUUCAGUGCCAAAUCUGUUCGAGGUGUCAGCAUCUCCAAGUUUGAUGAACGUAGUGCCUUUCUCUAUGUCCUCCACAAUGCUGAGGACUUCCAGAUCUAUUUUUGCACAGAGAUGCACUGUAGAAGAUUCUGUGAUCUGAUCAACAGUAUAACAGAGGAGGCCUGGAAAGGUCCAGAAGAAGGAGAGUGUGACACUGACAUCUUAGAGUAUGACUACGAGUACGAUGAGCACGGAGAGAGGGUGAUCCUGGGAAAAGGUACAUUCGGAGUCGUUUAUGCCGGCAGAGACCUCAGCAACCAGGUCCGACUGGCCAUCAAAGAAAUCCCAGAGAGAGACAGCAGAUACUCUCAGCCACUCCAUGAGGAAAUCGCUCUUCACAAACAUCUGAAGCACAAAAACAUUGUCCAGUACCUGGGUUCUAUCAGCGAAAACGGCUUCAUAAAGAUCUUCAUGGAGCAAGUUCCUGGAGGGAGUCUGUCUGCGCUGCUGAGGUCUAAYUGGGGCCCUCUAAAAAACAACGAGCCCACCAUCGGCUUCUACACGCGGCAGAUCCUCGAGGGGCUCAAAUAUCUGCAUGACAACCAGAUUGCCCACAGAGACAUCAAGGGUGAUAAUGUCCUCAUCAACACCUACAGUGGUGUCCUGAAGAUAUCAGAUUUUGGCACAUCCAAAAGACUGGCCGGAAUCAACCCCUGCACUGAAACUUUCACAGGUACUUUACAAUAUAUGGCUCCUGAAAUUAUAGACAAGGGUCCACGCGGAUACGGUAAACCGGCAGACAUCUGGUCUUUGGGCUGCACCAUCAUAGAAAUGGCGACCGGUAAACCACCUUUCUAUGAACUCGGAGAACCACAAGCUGCCAUGUUCAAGGUGGGCAUGUUUAAGAUCCAUCCAGAAAUUCCAGAUUCCAUGUCGCUGGAGGCCAAAGCCUUCAUCCUGCGCUGCUUUGAGCCUGAUCCAGACCGGCGUGCCACCGCCUUCGACCUGCUUACCGAUGAAUUCCUCACUGUAACCAGCCGCAGAAAGAAGAACAAGAGCAACCUCAGUGCUCCGACCUCAGGAUCAGAGUACCUCCGCAGCAUCUCCCUGCCAGUGCCUGUGGUGGUGGAGGAUACCAGCAGCAGCAGUGAGUACGGCUCUGUCUCCCCGGACAACGACCUCAACACCAACCCCUUCAUCUUCAAGCCCAGCAUCAAGUGCUACAGUGAGAAGGAUGUCAAGGGGCAGAGGUCCCUCUUUCUCAGCAUCCCAGUGGAGAAUUUCGAGGACCACAGUGCCCCGCCAUCUCCAGAUGAGAAGGAUGCAGGCUUCUUCAUGCUACGUAAGGACAGUGAGAGGCGAGCCACCCUGCACCAAAUCCUGACCGAGGACCGGGAGAAGGUGGUAGCCAACCUGAUGGAGGCCCUCACACAGGGCUCUGAGGAGAUUAAAUUGAAACCUCAGCACAUCUCCACCCUCGUUGUGAGUCUGGCUGACUUUGUCCGCAUGGCUGACAGGAAGAUCAUUGCCAACACCUUGUCUCAACUCAAGCUGGAGCUGGACUUCGACAGCACCGCUAUCAGUCAGCUGCAGGUGGUGCUGUUCAGCUUCCAGGAUGCUGUGAACAAGUUGCUGCGAAACCACAACAUUAAGCCUCACUGGAUGUUUGCUCUGGACAACAUCAUACGUAAAGCUGUGCAGACAGCCAUCACCAUCCUGGUACCAGAGCUCAGGCCUCACUUCAGUCUGGCCUCAGAAAGCGACCCYGCUGAUCAGGAGGACCUCGACGAUGACGCCGAACCUGGCAGAAACUCCACCCACCAAAGCCGAGCGGCCGCUGUUGCCGCUCACGAUGACACCGUGGCCACAUCAGGYGUCAGCACGCUGAGCUCCACUGUGUCCCAUGAAUCCCACAAUGCACAGCAUUCUGUCAGCAUGGAGCUGGGCAGGAUGAAGCUGGAAACCAACAGGCUGCUGGAGGAGCUUCUGCAGAAGGAGAGAGAAUAUCAGGCCAUCCUGCAACAAGUCCUGGAGGAAAGAGAGCGAGAGAUCAGAUUGCUGAAGAUACGAUCUGAGCCAGCAGAAAAUCCUUUGACAUCAGAGUCCCUGAAGGAGCAGAGGAGUCAGGCUGCAGACAGGCAUGAAGACCCAGAGCUGAGCAGCUGGCUGAGGCUUUACGGUGCCGACCAGGACUCCAUAGACAGGAUAUUGAAUGAGGAGUACACAUUGAAUGACAUUCUCCAUUAUGUGACAAGAGAUGAUCUGAAGAGUUUAAGACUGAGAGGCGGGGUCUUGUGUAAACUGUGGAAGGCCAUCAUGGACCACCGGCAGAAGCCGACCUGAAGCCCAAAGUGGAACCAGAAUCUGUCCGUGCUCCGUUUUACCUCAGUAUUUAUAGGAACAAGACUUUCCAGAGGAAGACAGCUGUGCUAACUGUGAGCUCAGGGCAGCUCUCCAGCCUCACCAGGAUUCCCAGGAGAAUUUUAUAAUCUCAAAACUGAUCACAAAGAAGUGCCACUAGUUUUGUUAUGCCUGUUGGAUACAAGAGUUUUUGUUACAGAUGUUCAAAAAUAUAUUUGAUUGUAAAAACAAAAACUAUUAGACAUUUUGAAAUUGUCAGAAACAUUUACAAGAUGUUUACAAAAAAUGACUGUCCAUUUUCUAAUAAGCCUGAGAUACAAAAGACUACAAUCAACAUUAUCUGUACUUGUGUUUUUAUUUCAUCACUACCUUAUUUAAAUGCAUUUUAUCAAAUUUUUUAUUUUGAUUUGAAGCAUGGCUGCGCAAUACAGUUUUUCAUUGUAUGUGGUUUUAUUUUUACACAUUUUCAUUAGACAUUUUGACAUUUUAUUGCCAGGAAUAUUUUUUCAUGUAAAUAUUGCUACAAAAUUCCAUGUGAAUUACCAGUUUAUGUACUGUAUAGAKUGCUUUGGUAAACAGAGGAAUGUCUUUACAUAAAAUGGAACAAGUUUAUAUGAAAUAAAUGGAGAACAUUUAUAAAUAUAUAGCUAUAGUUGUAUGUUSUAGUCUUACAAAUCAUAAAAGAAGAUAUUUAGUGAUUAAUUUUACAUCAGAUCAUUUGCUAUUGUUGUACAGUGACCAAAAAAAUAUUUAUCCUGCUUGUGAAUCUUUAUCAUGAUAAAUGUUGUGAAAAAAUCUAAAUGCAAACACAUUUCUCAUGGAUGAGCCUGUUUUUAUCCAUUUUCUCAGAAAUGGGUCUCAUAAUCAUGAGGUUCCUUUGGAAAUAUUUUGUGCCAUUGUUUGAAUAAAAAUGUUCUUGUUGAAACAGUGAA
Austrofundulus limnaeus is the source of this 4819-nucleotide messenger RNA. RefSeq names its product mitogen-activated protein kinase kinase kinase 5 (gene map3k5). Gene Ontology annotation, biological process: protein phosphorylation; cellular response to stress; MAPK cascade. Gene Ontology annotation, molecular function: MAP kinase kinase kinase activity; ATP binding. The record is from RefSeq and is a predicted model, not a curated record. Lineage: Eukaryota; Metazoa; Chordata; Actinopteri; Cyprinodontiformes; Rivulidae.